Molecule: messenger RNA, 2218 nt
Organism: Musa acuminata subsp. malaccensis (wild Malaysian banana)
Lineage: Eukaryota; Viridiplantae; Streptophyta; Magnoliopsida; Zingiberales; Musaceae
Product: mitochondrial inner membrane protein OXA1-like
Biological process (GO): protein insertion into mitochondrial inner membrane from matrix
Cellular component (GO): mitochondrial inner membrane
Molecular function (GO): membrane insertase activity
Source: RefSeq, a predicted model, not a curated record
CCAAGAAGACUCGGGAGUUGGAUGCCGCUUUGUCUGUGGUGAGAUGGCGAAGGAUACUUUGGACAAGGGAGCGCAGUAUGAUGCUUCGGUUGCAGUUGAAUUCCAAGAAGUCCGUCUGCGACUUGCUUGUAGGGUUUCUUACGUCUGUUUAGAAAACAACAGUCCGCAGAAUAAGAUCAAGGCUUGGGUUCAAUAAAAUGCUCUAAAAGAAAAGAAUACUAUCUGUCCUUUUCUUCCUCCUCGAGGAAAGAUCUACAGUAAUCAAAUUCAUGUUCUACAUAUAUAUGAUUUGUGUUUGCCAUCCAUUUUAAUCGGUCAUGAACCCAUUUCAAAUCCAUGUCCAUAUGCAUCCGUCUCGUCGUACAGACCGUCUUGAUUAUAAUUUGUCGAGUCAAUUAACUCGAUCCGGUGUAGGUUCGGCAUGCGUCAGAAGGUUUCCGGUUCGCUCGACCCAGUUUUCCGCCCGAGAUCGACCAUAAGCCUGCACAGAAAUCGUAGCUCUCGCCGCCACCAUAAGCCUGAACAAGAGAUCCCUCCUCUUGUUCGCCGGCCUCUCUUUCGUCCAAAACCCUAACCCACCUCAGAUCUUUCCUUCCAGAAUGGCUUGCGGCCGGAGAACCCUCACCUCCAACUUCACCCAUCUCACCCGCCGCUUCCACCCGUCCUUCGCCCACAUCCUCCGCGACGACCGCGAAUACACAGAGCCCUCAAACCCCCUGCCUUUGCCCCCAACUCCAUCCCGUCGCCACGCUUCCUCCUCUGCCCCAUCUGUCUCCGGAUUUGGCAGGUGGAGAAGUCUUGGCUUCUCUCUCCCGCUCGGCCUCGAACCCGGCCUCCUUCGGACCUACUCCUCGGGCGCAGAGGGAUCGAAUGAGAUCAACUACAUCAAGGAUGUCGCGGAGGUUUUGUCGGACAGCAGUUUGGAAACUGCUACCGUGGCCGCUGCGGCGGUUCCGACUCCUUUUCCUGGAGAGGUAGCAGCUGCGGCGGCUGAUUCGUUCCUCCCCGUGGCAGCUCUGCAGCACUUGAUUGAUGCAGUCCAUUCUUUUUGCGGUCUGAACUGGUGGGCUUCUAUUGUUCUGACAACCCUCUUGAUUAGAGGGGUUACCGUCCCACUUUUGUUGAAUCAAAUGAAGGCCACGGUGAAGCUCAACGUGAUGAGACCGGAGUUGGAACAGCUAAAGGAACAAAUUAAUUCAAUGGAUCCCGAAUCAGUGCAGGAGGGUCAGAAACAAAUGAAAGCUUUGUUCCAAAAGCAUGGGAUUACACCAUUUACUCCAUUGAAGGGACUUCUUAUCCAAGGGCCAAUUUUUAUCAGUUUCUUUUUAGCUAUCUCAAACAUGGUUGAGAAAGUUCCUUCUUUUAAAGGAGGUGGGGCAUUUUGGUUUACUGAUUUGACAACGCCCGAUCCUCAGUACAUGCUUCCAGCGCUAACGGGAUUGACCUUCUUAGCAACUGCGGAGCUUAACAUGCAAGAAGGAAUGGAAGGAAAUCCUAUGGCGAAUACCAUGAAGAACUUCUCCAGAGUUCUUGCAUUUAUGACCGUCCCGUUUACUGCUAACUUCCCAAAGGCCAUCUUCUGUUACUGGAUUACGUCAAACCUUUUCUCACUUGGGUAUGGUUUUGUGCUUAAACUUACACGGGUGAGGAAGUUCCUGAAUCUCCCUGAUUCAGUUCCUGAACCCACCAAAUCUGCAGCUCAACCAAACUUUACCUUGUUUGGUGCAUCCAAGCCAAUCUUACCGGCAGCCUCUCCAGUACCACCAGCAAAGGACUCCGGUCAAACUAACACACCUGCCAGAAGGCUAUCUUCAUCUUCUGUAAUCAGCCAACGGAUAAGAAACCUAGAAAAGACGGUAAAGGCUAGAAAUAAACAUAAGAAAAAGUAAAACCUGCAAAGCUCAUGGAAAUUUUUGGCUACAUAAUGGAGGGUAUUUCAGCAUGCAAACCGUUCAUACCGGUGUUAUAAUAAUUAACAACUAAAUAGAAAAUAAAAUUCUUGAUAUUGAAUUAUGCUUUAACCGCAAGAACUACUUGUAUGUGUGUAUUAUCCUCAACCUCUUUAGUGGAGGAUAGCCGUGUGGGAGAUGUAGGCAACUUUUUUUUUUCUGAAAGAAGAAAUUUUGCUUGGGCUCAUUAGGAAUUGAGCAGAUUGGGUGAUCAGUCGAUUUGGUACUUCGUUCUUUUGUCGUUUGAGAGUUUGUACGUCUGUACAUUU